This is a messenger RNA of Salvia splendens (bonfire salvia), 693 nucleotides long. RefSeq names its product zinc finger protein GIS2. The transcript has a single exon. The record is from RefSeq and is a predicted model, not a curated record. Lineage: Eukaryota; Viridiplantae; Streptophyta; Magnoliopsida; Lamiales; Lamiaceae. Gene Ontology annotation, biological process: trichome morphogenesis; gibberellic acid mediated signaling pathway; cytokinin-activated signaling pathway. Bases 1 to 693 code for a protein of 230 amino acids. Gene Ontology annotation, molecular function: transcription cis-regulatory region binding; DNA-binding transcription factor activity. Gene Ontology annotation, cellular component: nucleus.
AUGGGUAAAAAUAGUGCCUACUCUUCCUCCCAAGAAAAUUCCAAUUGCAAUAAAAAGCUAAAGCUAUUUGGAGUCGAGCUCGAUCAAUCUGAUCACGAUGCCAACAACAACAACAACAACAACAAAGGAUGGUCAGAGCGCGACGAGAGUGUCAACUCGUCAGGCUCCUCCACUGUGACCGACAAAGCGGGCCCCACCGAGGGCGGCCCCGAGGCGGAGGACAGGAAGUUCGACUGCCAAUACUGCUUGAAGGUGUUUGCAAACUCCCAAGCUUUAGGAGGGCACCAAAAUGCACACAAGAAGGAAAGGCUGAGGAAAAAGAGGCUGCAGCUUCAAGCAAGAAAGGCCAGCAUCAAUUGCUACAUUCAACCUUUUUACUACAACAACAAUAAUCAAAAUAGUUAUGGAUCAAAUUCUGCAUGGUUUUACGAUCCAUCAUCCCAUCCUCCCGAAUUUUCGGCUUACGAGGAUCAGCAGCCGCAGAUCAGCUUUAGCGGUCCCGAGAUCUCAAGAUCAUGGGCCGGGGUUGACCGUGUUUCACUUCAUCAAGACACGCGUGCGUUUAAUCUCACGCAUGCUUCAACGAGGCCCCUCAUAAUCAACAAGGGUUCAUCCUUGCCUAAUUCAAAUAAGAAUUGUACCAGGAAGAAUUUGGAUCUUCAAUUAGGGUUGAGUUUGCAGUCUACAAUUUGA